Messenger RNA from Megalopta genalis, 3350 nucleotides. RefSeq names its product monocarboxylate transporter 13. The record is from RefSeq and is a predicted model, not a curated record. Lineage: Eukaryota; Metazoa; Arthropoda; Insecta; Hymenoptera; Halictidae. Gene Ontology annotation, molecular function: transmembrane transporter activity. Gene Ontology annotation, biological process: transmembrane transport.
GAUCCUCGUCUAACAAUCCCAGAACGAUCUCGAGGCGGUCCUCUCUCGGUCUCUCCACCGUUCUUCCGAAGAGGGAGAGAGCCUGCAACCACCUGUGCUCGCGAGGCCAUUCUCGCGACGUAGAACGCGAGGAGCAGCCUCGCGUGGCUCCGCGAACACACGAUCGAGACCUUCCCUCGGGGAUUCAGGCCCUUCGCGAGAUUAAAGCCGAGCAACGGCAAUCUGAACGCCGGUCAGGGUCGUUCCUCUGCCGCUGAUCGAAGAGGAUCGACUCGCGCCGCUAUCGUCUCGCGACACUUUCCCGGCUCUGCGUUAGCCCGUUAUCGUGUCACUGGCUGGAAUACUAGCCGCGAGGGAAAACGCCGCCGUCUGGCAGCGUCCUGAACACGGUGUUCUUGAACUCUCGACGAUACGUUGACCCUCUUCCAGCGAGCUUGAGUGUCGAGUGUCCGCAACACGUUGCUUAAAAGGAUUUCCUCCGGAAGAUCGCUGUCUCGGCCCAUCAACCAACCGUGGGAAUCGCCGAUCGCAGGAUGCCUCUGCCGAGCCGCGAUCCAUCGAUCGAGUGCGCGAGAUCGCCGGGUUAAACGGAGGACCGGCGAGCGAUCACCGAUCAGCGAUCGGGACCGAUAGAGCCGGGCCGUUGAUAAUUGCGGGUGCGUAGGUGGCCGGUCGUUGAAGAACAGGAAUCGAAGCGAUUCGAAGUGAUCAGAGUGAAAUGCACGGUCUGCCGUGAAAAUGCUGAUCGACGAUCGCGGCAGCGGCAUGGGGUGGACCUCGGCCAGUGUCCGCGGGGGUUGGUCCACCCCCGGCGGAUGCAGAAAUUCCGCGAUGAGCUUCGGGGGCAGCGUGCCCUCCCUGCACCCGGCGGGCUCGAUAAGAUCGCUGCGAUCCCAGCAUUCUAUGCAGGGCGUGCCGGAGACACCGCGAAGAUGCAUGCACUGCCACCCGGUACACGUGCCGAGCACCCCGAGCAAUUACGUGCCCCACCCUAUGCAGUACUACACGCCGAGCCACUGCCGCGAGCCCCGGAACCCCGCCUACGCCCCCCAUCGGGGCAGCUCUUAUCACGGCGACCCGAGGGUGCGCUACGUGGACUCCGAGGGCAGCAUCCCUGACAACAAUAACUGGAUGCUCGGCAAUAAUCUGUGGACCUUCCCGCGGUGCGUGCCGACCUAUCCUCGAACUGACGUAGACGACGUCGGCACGCGGACGCAUUUCUACCCGGACGGCGGAUGGGGGUGGCUGGUCUGCGCAGCCGGCUUCCUCGCCCUGUUGCUCACCACCGGCAUGCAGCUAGCUUUCGGGCUUCUCCAGGUUCACUCUGUGAAACACUUCGGCAAGGAACAUAUCAUGGACUUGGCAUGGGCCGGAGCAUUGAGUGCUGCGGUUUCCCGUGGUUCAGCCCCGUUCGUCGUCUGCGUGUGUCGCCGAGGAAAUACAAGGUUUACGGCAGUGAUUGGCGGUCUCGUGCUGGCAUUGGCCUCCCUCGUCACCUCGUUCGCCGUCGAACUACACCAGGUGCUCCUUAGCUACGGGCUGGUGCUGGGUACCGGCGCCGGCCUCGUGAGAGAAACUGCCGGCGUGGUGCUGGGCCAUUACUUCAGAAAACGACGAGAGUUCGUCGAGAUGGUGGUGCAAGCUGGCGUGGGCGUGGGAAUAGUACUCUUCAGCGUCGUCUACAGAGAGGCGGUCGGAAAGCUGGGCUGGAAACGCGGCAUGCAGUCCGUGACCGGCGCCCUGUCGCUGGCCUUCUUCCUCGGCUUGAUCUAUAAGAGUGCCUCCGUCUAUCAUCCCCAACGGCGGGCCAUGCUGCACCUGAAGAAUCAACGGGGUGGCAAGCUCAAGGAGAGGAGGACCAGCACCAAGGUGCCGCCCAGACAGCCUUGGGUCGAUCUCAGCCCGCUGGGAAGUCGUCCUGUCAGGAUGCUGAUGCUCGCUGCUGGGGCCGCCGGAUUUGGUCUCUACACACCCGCCUUUUACAUCGCUGUGCAUGGUAAAGAGGAUGGUCUGGAAAACAGUGCUCUGGUGUUGCUGCAGACUUGUUUGGGGUUGGCAGCAGCUCUUGGUUGCGCGGCAUGGGGAAUCGUUACCGCCAGGCCAUCUGCUCAGUGUCUGGUGUCGAGACAGUAUCUCUGCCAAGCGGCGCUGCUGGGAGUUGCAAUAGCACAAGUGGCUCUGGGCAGUGUGGAGGGCUACCACGGGCUCGUCCUGGCGUCCGGACUCUACGGUGCUUCCCUCGGCGGCGCCCUGUACUCUCUGAAAAUGCUUGCCCUCGAAAGAUUGAGGACGAGACACUUCGCGCGGGCCUGGGCACUCGUGCAGGCUGCGGAGGCUCUACCUAUUCUUCUCGGAGUUCCUCUAACCGGUUACAUGAACGCGUACAUCCCGAGGGUGGGUUACUACGCGUGCAUGUUAAGUUCCUUGUGCGGCGCGGCGUUGCUGUUCCUGGUCGGCUCGGGCCAGCAGCCAGCCUCGCCGACGGUGAUGCCCGACUCGCAUCUACCCACUUCGGCCGUGCCACCGAUGCGCACCUGUCCACCCCCGCCGAGGCCCAGGCUGCCCAAGUCCCAGUCCCUCCACGUGCCCUUGAACAUCGACGAGAGCCUGCGCGAGAGGGACAUGAGCGAGAGGAUGCACACUGCCGAACACUAUUACCAGCCGCAGUUCUACGGGCCCAUCAGACCCAGCAAGAGUGUGCCCGAGGGGCUGAGCCAUCAGGACUCUUACAGGAGCCGGCCGAGGCGCCAUCGCGACGUCACCGUGAUCGAGCAGAUCACCACGUGCGUUUAAAAGCCCGUACACGGUCAAGGCGGAUCACGUUCGGAACUGAGAGCUGCGGGCUCCUCGGGAAGACAGGGAUUAGGCUCGCGGUUCGGUUGAAGAUAGAGGCCGGUUUUCACGAACCCGACGGGCAAGAUGUGGCGGAGAUGUGUCAGGAUGUUGACCUGAAUCUGUGGAUCGUGCGCGUUUUCAGCGUGCAACGAUCGUUGAAGCCGGACCUGGCCACGGAUGGGAUGACAUUGUUUGGAAUACUGUUUCAAAGAACGCGUUGUUUUUAGUUCGUAAUUAUUCCCACGCCUGUGAUCACCGCGAACAGCAUUGUUUGAGAUAUUGUUUUAAAUAACGUGUUCUUUCGCGUUACAGUUAUUUGAUAUAUUGUUUUAGAUCACGCGUUAUCCUACUUUAUAAUUAACCGUUUGCACUCGAAGCCAUUUUAACCGUAAAUCUAAAAUAAUUCUUCCGAUUUAUAGUAUUUGCAUUUUGUGCACGUGAAAUCGAGUCUCGCGACUCGUGCAACAGUUACGCUAUUAAGAAUUUUUUUCAUUCGAACUUUGAUAAUAUACAAA